Molecule: messenger RNA, 735 nt
Organism: Pundamilia nyererei
Lineage: Eukaryota; Metazoa; Chordata; Actinopteri; Cichliformes; Cichlidae
Product: alpha-2,8-sialyltransferase 8E-like
Exons: 4
Biological process (GO): N-glycan processing; oligosaccharide metabolic process
Molecular function (GO): alpha-N-acetylneuraminate alpha-2,8-sialyltransferase activity
Source: RefSeq, a predicted model, not a curated record
AUGCUGUUAGCAAAGAUAAGUUGAAAAAUAUUUUCAGCUUCAUUUCCUCCUGAGAAUCCUUUCUCAAAAAAGAGAUGGGACACUUGUUCAAUUGUUGGGAGCAGUGGGAUUCUAACAAACAGCGGCUGUGGAAAAAUGAUUGAUUCAGCUGAUUUUGUUAUUAGGUGCAACCUUCCUCCUCUGGAAAAUGAAUUUCACAAUGAUGUCGGCAGGAAGACUAACCUUGUGACAGCAAACCCAAGCAUCUUCAUGCAAAAGUAUGGGUCACUGACGGGACGUCGCCGGGCGUUUGCAGACAGUCUCCAACAGUAUGGCAACUCCCUGCUUCUCUUUCCUUGCUUCUCCUAUGGUGGUACUCGCCCAGCGUGUCAGCGGGCUGUGUAUGCCAUUGAGGACAUGGAUAUCCCUAUCCAACCAAUCUUCAUAAACCCUAGGUAUCUCGAAAGACUGGUCAAAUUCUGGGAAUCUCUGGGGUUAAAGGAACAUCGACCUAGCACUGGAUUAUAUCUGACUACCCUGGCACUGGAAUUUUGUGAAACGGUGCAUUUGUAUGGAUUCUGGCCAUUUAGUAAUCACCCAGAUAAACUCUUUCCCCUGACUAACCACUACUAUGAUAAUGUACCCUAUGAUAGGAAAGUCCAUGCAAUGCCAAAUGAGUUUUCCCACUUGGUGGAGCUGCAUAAUAAGGGCGUGCUCAAGCUUCACCUUGGAGACUGUAAAUCAGAUCAGGUCUAG